Molecule: messenger RNA, 624 nt
Organism: Vicia villosa (hairy vetch)
Lineage: Eukaryota; Viridiplantae; Streptophyta; Magnoliopsida; Fabales; Fabaceae
Exons: 1
Coding region: 1-624 (207 amino acids)
Molecular function (GO): nucleic acid binding; RNA-DNA hybrid ribonuclease activity
Source: RefSeq, a predicted model, not a curated record
AUGUACUUAAAAGCCAAAGAUUGUGAAGAACAUUUGCCUAAAGAAGGGCCAGAGAUUGGAUCCAUACGAGGUUUGAUAUUUGAUGGAGAUGUUAAUACUUAUGGUCGUGGAAUUGGGGCAAUCAUUGUUAUGCCUCAAGGUUCUCACAUUCCUUUUACAGCAAGAUUGAUGUUUGACUGCACCAAUAACAUGGCAGAAUAUGAAGCUUGUAUCAUGGGACUAGAGAAAGCCAUUGAUUUGAGAAUCAAGAUUCUUGACGUAUAUGGAGAUUUGUCCCUGGUUGUUAAUCAAAUAAAAGGAGAAUGGGAGACUCAUCAUCCUGGCUUAAUUCCCUACAAAGAUUAUGCCAGAAGACUAUUGACCUUCUUUAACAAAGCUGAAUUCUAUCACAUACCUCGUGAGGAAAAUCAAAUGGCAAAUGCAUUGGGUACCUUGGCUUCCAUGUAUCAAGUGAAGUUUCCCAAUGAAGCACCUCAAAUUACAAUCAUGCGUCUUGACAGGCCGGCUCAUGUAUUCGUUGUUGAAGAAGUCAAAGACAACAAGCCUUGGUUUUAUGACAUUAUACUUUUUCUACAAAAACAAGAGUAUCCACCUAGGGCAUCAACAAAGACAGGAAAACUAUGA